Linum tenue is the source of this 1578-nucleotide messenger RNA. NCBI's taxonomy places the organism in Eukaryota, Viridiplantae, Streptophyta, Magnoliopsida, Malpighiales, Linaceae. The record is from the annotation of a GenBank genome assembly.
AUGGUAGUUGUUGUGGCGCUACUCCUUCUCCUGGCCACGGUCUUCACUACGGCCGUGUCUUAUUACGCACUCCCAACAAGAAAGAACAAUCUUCAACGCAAAAACCCACCACGGCCACCAUCCCCGCCGAAACUUCCCGUACUUGGAAACCUCCACCAAGUCGGGAAGUUCCCAUACCGAACCUUCGCCAGGUUGGCGAAGCAGUACAACGCCCCUCUCAUGCUGUUCCGCUUCGGCUCCAGGCCGAUCAUGAUCGUCUCGACGUCCGAAGCUGCCCGCGAGGUGAUGAAGGUGCACGACCUCAUCACCUCCGACAAGCCCACAUUCCAAACCGGAAACAGGCUUCUGUACGGUAGCAGGAACAUCGCCAGCACUCUCUACGGGGAGUACUGGCGGCAGGCCAGAAGGCUCUGCGUCCUCCACCUCCUCAGCAGCAGGAAGGUCCGAGCCUGCUGCGAGGUGAGGGAAGAGGAAGUCGGGUUACUGGUCAAUCGGAUUAAGCAGCACCAUCACCACCAGCAUCAGAGAGCGGGUGGUGGUGCGACUGCUGUGAACCUGAGCGAACUCCUUUCCCGCCUCGCCAACGACGUCAUCUGCAGGAUGGCGUUCGGGAGGAAGUAUGACGGCGGAGCUAACGGCGGCUUCAGAGAUCUGAUGGUUGAGUUGAUGUCGGUUUUGGGUGCUUUCAACGUGGGUGAAUUCAUCCCUUGGCUGUCAUGGGUGAACCGGGUCACCGGGUUUGAUGCCCGGGUCGAUCGAGUUGCUCGUCGGUUUGACGAGUUUCUCGAAGGAACCGUCCUGGAGGGCGAGGCCCGUUUAGAGAAAGACGGCAACAAGAGCGCCGAUUCCGCAGGUGUGAUAGGAGAUACUCAAGCACCCUUCAUAGAUAUCUUACUGCACUUUCAAAAGGAUAGCUCUGAAGAGUUCCAGCUCGAAAGAGACGAGGUCAAAGCUAUCAUCAUGGACAUGUUCUUGGGAGGAACCGAUACGACAUCGACCCUUAUGGAAUGGGCUAUGUCCGAACUAGUGAAGCACCCCAGGGUGAUGAAGAAGCUGCAAGAGGAACUGAGGAGCAAAAUAGGCCGGGAAAACGAAACAAUUUGUGAAGCCGACCUGGACAGACUUGACUACUUGGCCCUGGUGAUCAAAGAGACGAUUCGAUUGCACCCUCCGAUCCCGAUGCUGUCUCCGAGGCGAUUGAUGCAAGACACGACAAUGUCGGGGCACGAUGUGUCGGCGGGGACCAUGAUCCUAACAAAUGCCUGGGCAAUCGGAAGGGACCCUGUGGACUGGCCCGAAUCACCGGAAGAGUUCUGGCCCGAGCGGUUUCUCAAUACCAGCGUGGAUUUCAGAGGCCAGGAUUUCCAAUUGAUACCUUUCGGCGCCGGAAGACGAGGCUGCCCUGGAAUUUCGUUUGCUCUCGCGGUGGUGGAGCUUGCGGUGGCUAAUCUGGUGAGGAGCUUCGAUUGGGAGCUGCCGGAUGGAGUUGCAGGGGAGGACUUGGAUAUGUCUGAAUCUGUUGGUAUUACCGCGCAUAGGCGGCUCCCGCUUCUCGCCCUUCCCACCAUUGUGUUUUGA